AUGCAUCGACGCGCGCCUUCUGAACCUUCGGGAGAACGACGACGGGUAGCUCAGGCGUGCAAACCAUGCAAUACAUCUAAGCUUCGAUGUGAUGGACAGCGACCAUGCGACCGGUGUCGUCGAUAUGGGGAUGAAUGCUACUAUGAGGACCGCCAGAAACGUCGGACGACUGGCCGCACCCCCGCUUCCAAACGGCACCAGCCACAAGCUCCAGGCUUUGAGGAUUCUAGGCCAUCGCACUCCUAUCCAGAGGGCUGCCUCCAGUCAACCGGGAAUCCCUCUCCACCCCUCACGACGGUCGAUCAGGUAGCUGCCUUGAGGGUCGAAGAUUUGCCGCCGUCCGAAGUUCCGACGAACGUGCCUAACCUCGAUGGUUAUGUGGUGGGCGGGGCAGAGCAAGUGCCGACUCAGGGCACAGCCCUGAACGAUGAACGGCCUUCCAACCUCAGAUUCCUAAAAUGGGAGAAUCUGCUCGACCUAGAUCUGGAUAUAGGGGCUGGUCUAGAUUCCUCCGUCUGGCCAAACCUUUUAGAUUCACGAUCGUCCAUGGACUAUUUCGACAACAUUUGGCUAGCUUCUACCGAGCCAAACAUAGGUCCAAAUCCUAUUCCAGAAACCUCCCAAAUGCCUACUCCUUUGACACCCGCCACUAUGGCUGAGAUCUAUAAUCGAGCUUGUUCACCAGAUCCCAGCGAUGAAGCCGUUGAGCCACGACAAUACCACCCAACUGCGAUCGAGAUCGAUGCGCAGCUGACGUUUCCAGACAUGCAGCAGAUCAGUAUGAAGGACGUGGACCAAGAAGACCUAGCCCAUGUCCAUGAAAUUCAGCAGGAUGUUGUGGAUGAGGUGGUUAAACUGGCCACAGUCCUAGAAUCGAAAUCCCUCUUCCCACCGUUCGUGAAGCUAAAUAUUCCGCCUGCACCUAUCAUCAACGCUUGGACACAACUUUAUUUUGAACAUUUCCAUCCUGUCUUUCCCGUGCUUAACAAGCCUACAUUUGGAUACCCUAGUACGCAUUGGCUACUAGUGUUUGCUGUCAGUGCUAUCGGAGCCCAAUUUUCCCAGAUGCCGCAAGCCCGAACUUGUGCGAGGGCCAUGCACGAGAUGAUCCGUCGACAGUCUAUGUAUCUGGUAAGUCCCCUUUUCUAUUGA
This is a messenger RNA of Penicillium riverlandense, 1152 nucleotides long. RefSeq names its product early growth response protein. Bases 1 to 1152 code for a protein of 383 amino acids. The transcript has a single exon. Gene Ontology annotation, biological process: DNA-templated transcription; regulation of DNA-templated transcription. NCBI's taxonomy places the organism in Eukaryota, Fungi, Ascomycota, Eurotiomycetes, Eurotiales, Aspergillaceae. Gene Ontology annotation, molecular function: DNA-binding transcription factor activity, RNA polymerase II-specific; zinc ion binding; DNA binding. The record is from RefSeq and is a predicted model, not a curated record.